AAAUCGUGUCGGUAAUGUGGAGAAACUGGCGUCAGUCAAACCCCCCGAACUGAGCCUCUACUUUGGUCUAUCCUCUUUGGUCACUUCCCUUGCGUUUUCGCGCGGUUUUUUUUCUUCUCACGUAGCAGUUUAGAGGUUGGAAGCGGCGGGACAAGUUUUCCAAGGGGGGAAUCCACAAACCGCGGUUUUGGAAGAAUAUUUCGGGUUCAGGGAGUGGUGCAUUUGGGUUAGAAUCAUUCAGGCAGUCAUUCGCCUUCAGGUGCAUCGGUGGAAAAUAAUAUCUGAUCAGACAUGGAUCAGGGACGAUGCACACCUGAGCGCAAGGUGCUUGGGGAAUUGAGCAAUGUUAAAGAACCAAUAUCUCCAACAGCUAAUUUGAGACUUCUGACUUCACUCGCCUCUAAUCUCAAAAGUGCUGGAGAAGUUAGUCAACAAGGUGGAUCGCAGAGGAGAGAUUCACCUGUUCCAUCGGGUUCUGGUGGCUCCAAACUCCUCCCGAGGAAGCAGAAAUCACUGGGACUGUUAUGCAAUAAAUUUUUAAAUAUGUAUCCACUGAACGUCGAGCAUGGAGCUCCAAAAGAAAUAUCCCUGGAUGGAACUGCCCGAGCCUUGGGCACAGAAAAACGUCGGAUUUACGAUAUAAUAAAUGUUCUUGAGAGUUUGGAAAUGGCGGCAAAAGCGGGGAAGAAUCGCUACCUUUGGCAUGGCCAGAGCGCUUUAAUUCUCACCUUAACGAGACUCAAAUCCAUUGCCAUAAGAAUUGGCAUGAGGGAGCAGAUACAAGAGAUUCAGAGGAUUAACAAGGCCUACACGGGUGAACAGUGUGAUGCUUCACCCGGACCUUCGGAUCUGACAAUGUCCUUUGAGGAGACUACUGAGGAAGAAAGUCCUGGGGACUGUGCGAUCAAAGAGGACAAGAGCUUGGGGGCCAUGUGCCAAAAGUUUGUGAUGCUGUUCCUCAUUUCUAUGAAGAAUGGAGUGAUUAAUUUGGACAUUGCUGCAAAAGUUUUAAUUGGCGACGUGGAUGAUCAAACACCUGAAAUCACAGACAACGCCUCGAGAUCGCGUUCUAAAACUAAAGUGCGUCGUUUAUAUGACAUUGCCAAUGUUCUGACUGCAAUUGGACUGAUUAAAAAAGUACACAUGGACGAAAGGACCAUUAGAAAACCGGUAUUUAAGUACGUGGGCCCUGAUGUUGAGGUUGUAGACACUGAUACAGAAACGCCAACCAGAGAGAUGCGACAUCACACACCAGUUGGAAUGUCAACUCCAAACAAAUCGGGGGGAAGUGCACCCCUGCAAGGACUGAGUCUCAACACUCUGAGCAACACUCGAUGCAAAACAUUUAUCAGUGACACGGAUAAGACUCCAAUUACUGACAAACGUAAACCUCGCAAACGCAAAUUAUUUGACACAGACUCUCCGUUCCCCCGUACCCACAGCACUCCAAAUUUAGAAAUGAAGAGUCGUUCCCUGGACCGCCUCGACGAUUCGAUUCUGCGUGUAGCUGAGAUGGAACUCGAGAGACUGAAUUCCAGUGAGGAGAGCAAACCAAAAGUCUGCACCAAACUAUUUCCGCGGUACAAUUCUGACUCCUGCAUUUCAACCGUAACUACUCCAACAAUGCUGCAGGAUUUCCAAGUUGCUGGUACAUCAUUGGUAAAUCCACAAUUACAGGUGGCCAAUGUUCCAUUCAUAAUUGUCAGCAAGGAGAAUAUUGUUAGAUCCACACCUGAGGAAAUCCCCCAGAAAUCCACGCCCUCCACUUCGAAAUUUCAGACAAUAACGAAGAGAAUUUUAACUCCAACGACAAAACGAUUUGAAUCCAAGAUUUUGAUUCAAAAUACAACACCCAAGAGUAUAAUUAAAAUACUUCCAGUGACGAGUGUCCCAAAAUUCAGGACUAUUCAGCCAACGAUAGGAUCUGAGAAGACGUCACAACCAAAAGUGAUAAAUUUGUCGAAUUUUGAUCCGAAAAAAUUAAUUCCCAUUAAACGAAGUGAUUUGAAACUCUCUCUUGCACCAGUGACUCCAGUUGUCAUGGACAAUUAUACAAAUCACAAUAAUAACUCGAGCUUUGCGAUACUUACGCGGAUUCAAGCACCAAUAGUGUCACCUGGUGACACAUUCAAAGCUGUCAAAAUCGGCAAUACACUGCAACUAGUCCCAAUGAGAAAAAGCAAUACUGAUAAUGCAAAUCAUAGUACUUUUGAUGCUUCCAGUUGAGGAUUUAAAAAUUUAUUUAGACGUUAGAUCCAAUGUAAUUGGACAAUCGAAUUGGGUGAUUCGAUAUUUAUGAAUUUAAUGUGAAAAUUUAAUGAGGGAAAAAUCAUGAUUUAUUUUUUAUUGUAGUAGAUGAAUUUAUAUCUAUGUUUUGUACAUACAAAGUGACUAAUUUUUUUUGGCCAAGGGUCGAGUUGUUACACAAAUUUAUAAUACAUCUAAUUACUUGAAGUCUA
This is a messenger RNA of Diachasmimorpha longicaudata, 2459 nucleotides long. RefSeq names its product transcription factor E2F8-like. Lineage: Eukaryota; Metazoa; Arthropoda; Insecta; Hymenoptera; Braconidae. The record is from RefSeq and is a predicted model, not a curated record. The coding region runs from base 292 to 2226 and encodes 644 amino acids. Gene Ontology annotation, cellular component: RNA polymerase II transcription regulator complex. The transcript is spliced from 6 exons. Gene Ontology annotation, biological process: regulation of transcription by RNA polymerase II. Gene Ontology annotation, molecular function: RNA polymerase II cis-regulatory region sequence-specific DNA binding; DNA-binding transcription factor activity, RNA polymerase II-specific.